Messenger RNA from Leptopilina boulardi, 1259 nucleotides. RefSeq names its product dynein light chain Tctex-type protein 2B-like. Gene Ontology annotation, cellular component: cytoplasmic dynein complex; cytoplasm. The record is from RefSeq and is a predicted model, not a curated record. Gene Ontology annotation, molecular function: dynein intermediate chain binding. Lineage: Eukaryota; Metazoa; Arthropoda; Insecta; Hymenoptera; Figitidae. Gene Ontology annotation, biological process: microtubule-based movement. The coding region runs from base 338 to 844 and encodes 168 amino acids. The transcript has 4 exons.
CAAAAAAAAUAUGACUGAUGUGGAAAUCUAAGCAUUUUUUUUUUUGCAAAUUUAACAUAAAUAAUAUUGUUUAACUAAUAUUUCUAAAAGGGGAAUUUUUAAUAAUUGAAAAAUCAUUUUCUGAUCACAGUUGCCAUAGAAACGGUGUCAAAACAGUGAAAAAAAAAAUUGAUUUUCUUUUGUGUAAUGCGUGUGAUAUGUGUUACUUUUGUUUUGUCGGCUUAUUGUUGUUUAUUAUAACGUUGAGUGUUUUUAGUUUUUAAUUGAAUUGUAUUAGAAAAAUAAUAAAAAAAAAGACAAGAAGAAAAAGAAGAAAGUUUAAAGAAAAAUAUACAAAAUGGAAGAAUCUAAUGAUAAUAUACCUCGUCAAUCGGAAAUUAAAGGACAAGCGUGGCAAAAAUUAUCUAAACAAGCGCCUGUUGUUGAUGAGGCAAAAUUAGAUACAAAUUUUGAAAUUCUCGAAGAUGAAGAUGGAGAUGCAGAAUCACAACAAGCUACAUAUCAAAUACGACCAAAACUUUCUGAAAAGUUUAAAACUUUAAAUGCAAGGGAGAUAAUACACAAUGUAUUGUACGAUCAACUAUCAACAAAAACUUUCAAUGAAGCGGAAGCUUAUCAAUGGAGUAAGGAAAUAGCGGAUAUAAUAAAAUAUAAAAUGAGGGAAUUUAAAUCCAAUGAAUACAAAUACAUUGUAAACGUUGUUAUGGGCGAACAACGUGGCGCAGGUGUAAGAAUGGGCGCGAGAUGUUUUUGGGAUGCUGAAGCUGAUAGUUAUGCUUUUGAUAAGUUUGUAAAUGACUCGUUAUUUUGCGUUGCUACAGUUUAUGCCGUACAUUAUUAUUGAGAUGCUCUAAUUUAAAACAAAAAAAAGAAAGAAAAUCAAACAGGACAUUUAUUUAACUGGAAGACAACAUUUUUUUAUUUGAAAGGAUCUACAAUAAUGCGCCAUUUUUAAAAAUUUCUAAUUAUCGUUAUUUUUUUUUAACAUUUAACAUUAUUUUUCACUGCAAAGAUACACCAAAGUCACAAUGCUCUCUUUACAUAUGAUUAUUAUUAACGGGAAACAUAUAUUUUGCGUUCAAUUUGUGAAACGCAUUCGACUUCUUUUUUUGUGUGUGUGUGUGCUUAUUUAUUAUUAUUAUUAUUAUUAUUAUUAAUAUAUGUAUUAUAUAAUAUUAUUAUAGCACUAUAAUUCACGGUCUCAGGUUUACGAAACUAUGAUUAAAAAUAAAAAAUUAGUUGAAAUGAAUAAGUAACAA